AGGACAUCACGUACGCAUUAUAUAUACUUAUAUAGACGUGUUGCAAAUUUGUUUUUAACUAACCAUUUCGAAACACAUAUAUACAACAACAAGAACAAAAAAAUUUUGCAAGAAAGCUCCUUCCAUGGCGGAUUCAAGCUCUUUUCUCCCUCCUCUUUGCGAAAGGAUUUCAUACAAAAGCUAUGUUUUAAGCGCUGUGGUUCUCACGAUUCUUGGCCUUCUCUUUUCACUUCUCUUGUACCGGAUUCUAUAUAUGAACCAAUACGACACAGUUUGGGUCGUGGCUUUUCUCUGUGAAGCUUGUUACUCUUUCAUGUGGCUGCUUUUUACCAACGUAAUAUGGAGUCCUGCUAAACAUAAAUCUUAUCCAGAUAGACUUGAUGAAAGGGUUCAAGAGCUUCCUUCAGUAGAUAUAUUUGUGACAACGGCGGAUCCGGUCAAGGAGCCAUCGAUUCUAGUUGUAAACACCGUGCUUUCGCUGUUAGCUCUGAAUUAUCCGGCAAACAAAUUGGCAUGUUAUGUGUCAGACGAUGGAUGCUCACCUCUCACUUACUUUUCUCUCAAGGAAGCUUUAAAGUUCGCCAAUAUUUGGGUUCCUUUCUGCAAGAAAUACAACGUUAAAGUUAGAGCUCCCUUUAGAUAUUUCUUGGACUCUCUCGACACUUCAAUGGGUUUUGAAUUCACUAAAGAUUGGGAAAUGAUGAAGAGGGAGUACGAGAAGCUAAGCCAGAAAGUUGAAGAUGCCACCAGAGAUUCCAAUUGGUUAGAUUCAGACAAUGAUUUUGAAGCUUUCUCAAGCACAAAACCAACCGAUCAUUCAACUAUAGUAAAGGUAAUAUGGGAGAACAAGGGUGGUGUGGGAGACGAGAAAGAGGUCCCUCAUCUUGUAUACAUUUCAAGAGAGAAAAGACCAAAUUACUUUCAUCACUACAAAGCUGGAGCCAUGAACUUUCUGGUAAGAGUGUCGGGGUUGAUGACAAAUGCACCAUAUAUGCUGAAUGUAGACUGUGAUAUGUAUGCAAAUGAAGCGGAUGUGGUGCGGCAAGCAAUGUGUAUAUUUUUGGAAGAAUCAACGAAUCCAAACCACUGUGCUUUUGUUCAAUGCCGCCACGAUUUCUAUGAUAACAAAUCCAAUGAACUCAUCAACAUGGAACCACAUGUGAUACUAGGAAUUGCGGGAAUCCAAGGGCCGUUUUACUAUGGGACAGGAUGUUUCCACACUAGAAGAGUUAUCUACGGUUUAUCUCCGGACGAUUUAGGAGAUGAUGAAAGUCUUGCUUCAGCUGCUACAAGGAAGCUUUCAACUGAAGAGAGUUUAGUGAGAGAAUUUGGGAAUUCUAAAGAGAUGGUGAAAUCGGUGGUUGGGGCGUUACAAAGACAUUUAUAUACCCAAAGAAUAUGUACAAACUCCAUAGAAGCGGCCAAAGAAGUUGGAAAUAUUCAUUAUGAACAUCAAACCAAUUGGGGCAAAACCGUUGGUUGGUUAUACGAUUCACUAUCGGAAGACCUGAACACGUGUACCAGAAUCCAUUCAAGAGGAUGGACUAGCUCAUCCAUUUAUAUGGAUCCCCCGGCUUUUCGAGGUUGUAUGCCGCCUGUAGGUGUAGAGGCGUUUCCCCAGAUGCGGCGAUGGAUGACAGGUUCGAUGGAAGUCUUCUUCAACAAACAAAGUCCGUUGAUCGGAAUGUUUCAACAAAAAUUAAAAUUCCGACAACGAUUGGCUUAUCUUGCUGCUUCCAUGUCGUGUCUAAGCCCACUCUCAAUGCUCUUGUACUGUCCCUUGCCCGCUUAUAGCUUACUUCACAAUACUAUCUUAUUUCCCAAGGGAAUUUCUUUAGGCAUAAUUAUCACACUUUUGGGGAUGCAUUUUCUUUACACUCUAUGGGAAUUUAUGACGAGUCCUGGUCUUUCCAUAGAAUCAUGGUAUGUUCCCAUGAGCAGUUCGUUAUUUAGCGUCUUUGAUAUAACACUCAAGCUUCUUGGUAUCUCGAGAACUGUCUUCAUAGUCACCAAAAAAACUGUGCCCGAGACUAAGUCAGGAUCUGGAGAUGCACCAUCUCAUCUGAAAGAUAAUGGUAUGAAACCGGAUUCAGGUAAUUCUGAAUUCGUUGGCUCGCUCUUUUUCUUGCCUGGCACAUUCAUUUUGUUGGUGAAUCUAGCCGCUUUAGCUGAUUUUUGGAUGGGCCUAAGAAUGAGGAGUCGUAGUGGCAAAGAAGGUGGCUCGGGUUUGGAAGAGGUUUGUGGAUGCAUUUUUGUGGCUAUAUCGUUCCUUCCAUUUCUAAAGGGUUUAUUUUUGAAGGGAAAAUAUGGUAUUCCAUUGUCUACUCUUUCUAAAGCUGCCUUUUUAGCAGUUUUAUUUGUUGUUUUCUCUCUGGGAAAUUAAAGUAAUGUCGUGAUAUUGUAAUGCAACUAAAUUAAGUUUACUAUGGCAUUGUUUUAAUUAAUAUAUUAUAUAUAUGCAUUUCGUUCCGAGUCCAGUUAGUUUCUUGAUCAUUGUAUAUAUAAUUUUUUACGUGCAA
Molecule: messenger RNA, 2519 nt
Organism: Thlaspi arvense
Lineage: Eukaryota; Viridiplantae; Streptophyta; Magnoliopsida; Brassicales; Brassicaceae
Source: the annotation of a GenBank genome assembly